AUGACAACUGACAAAGUUUGUGGCUGUAAUGUUGUUACCUCUGCUGGCGUAGUCACCAGCUUACAGCUAAUCGUUCUACUUCUGACUCUUUCAAGUACCGGUCUGAUUCUUGAUCGGUAUAGAACAUGGCAGACUUCGUAUCCACAAACUCAAUAUAAUGCUACUGCUCAAGCAGCUGCUAAUGGUACAUUGAAGUUCAAUGCAACUAUUUGGAGCGAGACAUGGGUUGAAUUGGGAAUGGCUUGGUACGUUGGCUUCGGAGCGUUCUGGCUCUUCUCCAUUCUCAUUCUGGUCCUCUCCUUCAAAUACUAUCGUCCCGUAUUUGUGGUUCCUAAUUUCACUGCUCUUGUCGUUGGGAUAUUCAUGAAUCUUCUCGCAUUCGGAGUUCUUCUCGCUCGUAUUCUUACGGUUUCCAAGGAUUACCGAACUGAUGAGUACCAAGAAGUAAUCAUCAUUUAUGUCAUGGGACUGUGUCUUUUUGCCUGUAUUUGCUGCUUGCUCUUCAUUAUUUUCAUUUCAAAGUACCACACAUUCCUCAGAAACCGAUAUGGCCACCAGGUACCAAAGUUCAUACAAUCCCGAGCAAGAACUGGGUACCACGAUGAAGCCUACUGA
Caenorhabditis briggsae is the source of this 615-nucleotide messenger RNA. The record is from RefSeq and is a predicted model, not a curated record. The coding region runs from base 1 to 615 and encodes 204 amino acids. NCBI's taxonomy places the organism in Eukaryota, Metazoa, Nematoda, Chromadorea, Rhabditida, Rhabditidae. The transcript has 4 exons.